ACCACUUAGACCUCAAUUUCUCAGUCAAUUUGUUUUGCUCUAACUUUUCCAGCAUCUCUGCCCUCCUUCUAUGUAAAAAACCCCAAAAAUUAAUCGAAUCAACUAUUGAAAGAGGCGAAAUUGCUAUAGAAACUUCUGAUAAUCAACAACUCGAUUAUGUCCCAAACCAAGUCUCUCUGCAGUCCAACAUCACUACUGAAUUAUCCGUAUACUCAACAAAACAAUAUGAGUGAGGCAGAAGAUAGGAUUAGCAACUUGCCAGCCUCACUUCUUCACCAUAUUCUCUAUUUUGUUCCUACUUGCGAUGCUGCUCGGGCUAGUGUAUUAUCUAAACGAUGGAAAUACAUAUGGAGGUCUAUCCCUAGCCUUCAUUUUGAGUUCGAGGGUUCCUCGCAGGUCAAUAAAUUUAUGAAUUUUGUGGAUACAGCGUUGGAGCUUCACGAUGAGUCAAACAUAGAGGAGUUCUUUCUCGAAUCAGAUGUCCACUUGAGCGAACCUCAAAUUAGAAAGUGGAUCUCCACAGCAAUAAGUCACAAAGUUGAAGUACUCACUCUCAUAUUGAACCAAGAAAACCCAAUUUCGAUGCCAUCAUCAAUUUAUACUUGUGAGUCAUUAACUAAUUUGAAGCUAUGUUCAAGCCCUGGUAUCUGUUUUCCUGAAUAUAUAUCUUUUCCACGAUUAAGAAGACUUAUGCUUAUUGGAGUGGAAUUUAUAGAUGAGUGCUGGAAUGAGCAACUCUUUUCCAAUUGCCCAGUACUAGAGAUUUUGUGUAUGGUAAGCUGCACCUGGUCUGAUAUGAAGAAUUUUUGUAUUUCAAAUCCUGCACUGAAAUUCUUAUUAAUUUUAAAUGUGGAAGAAGAAGAUGGUUUUCUGAACUGUGUUCUCAAAAUUCAUGCACCAAGUCUAGAGUCUCUCACCUACAAAGGUAGGCCAGCGAAGGAUUAUGCACUGUCUAGCAUCCCAAAACUAGUUGAAGUACACAUUGACUUUUUCUAUGAAGAAUUUGGUGCGAUGAUUGAUUAUGGUGCAGUUGUAAGUAAGUUUCUUCGAGCAAUUACACAUGUGGCUUAUCUGCAAAUUUCUGUCCGAACCCUACAGGUUCUCUCUGUUGCAGACGAUUUAUUGAACACUUUACCUUCAUAUCAUAAUUUGAACCAGUUGCAUCUGACUCAGAAAGUAACCGUUGGUAAAGCACUAAUUGGUUUGCUCGAAAAAACACCUAAUCUAGUAUCACUCGAUUUUGAAGGGUUUGUUCCGGCUUUCGCUGGCGAAGAAGAAGACAACAGUGACAAUUCAGGUGAUGAUGGGGGUGAAGACAACCACUACAAUGAAGAUGAUGGUUGGGCAGUUGGAAAGGUGGCUACCAGAUGUUCUUUUCUAGAGCAUCUCAAGUUAGUUAGCUUUGACAAAUUUACUGGCAAUGAAAGGGAGAUGAGAUGGUUGAAACUAAUUUUGAAUAAUGCAAAAGCUUUGCAAGCAUUGGAUGUUUCUUUUGAGUCCAUUUCACAUGGGAAAAGCAAAAGGCUAAUGGCAAAUAUUUCAAGUCUUCCAAAAGCUUCGGCGAGUUGUUUGCUCAAAUUCUUCUAGGUCUUGUUUUCACAAGGCAUUGUUAUUUCAAAUCUUAGAAUCAGCUUUGUUUCGAAAACUGGUGGUAAUUUUCAAUUUGAAUGGUUUACAUUCUAGUUGCA
Papaver somniferum (opium poppy) is the source of this 1688-nucleotide messenger RNA. Its product is annotated as putative F-box/FBD/LRR-repeat protein At1g78760. Bases 157 to 1587 code for a protein of 476 amino acids. Gene Ontology annotation, molecular function: protein binding. Lineage: Eukaryota; Viridiplantae; Streptophyta; Magnoliopsida; Ranunculales; Papaveraceae. The record is from RefSeq and is a predicted model, not a curated record. The transcript has 4 exons.